Musa acuminata AAA Group (dessert banana) is the source of this 1588-nucleotide messenger RNA. RefSeq names its product probable transcription factor At5g28040. The transcript has a single exon. The coding region runs from base 90 to 1430 and encodes 446 amino acids. Gene Ontology annotation, biological process: regulation of DNA-templated transcription. Gene Ontology annotation, cellular component: nucleus. NCBI's taxonomy places the organism in Eukaryota, Viridiplantae, Streptophyta, Magnoliopsida, Zingiberales, Musaceae. The record is from RefSeq and is a predicted model, not a curated record.
ACCCUAACCCUAAUUUAAACCCAAAUCUAACCGAACCCUUCUCCGUGCCGGAUCGAUCCAUUCGCUUGAAGAGAGAAGAAAAAUAGGAGAUGCCGAGCGCGGAAGAAGCAGAGCAGGAGCGCGCUGUCUUCGAGGACGAGGAGGACACCGACGACGACGACGAGAGCGACGACAGCGAAGAUGAGGACGACGACGGUGGUGAUGGCCAGGCCUCCCAGGCGACUUUGCCGCCGCCUCCGCCGCUGCAGCCUCAGGCAUCACCUGCGGCUGGCCAUCCGAAUUUUGCCGCCUCCUCCCAACACGCUGCAGACCCUAACUCUGACCCCAAAGCCAACCCCAGUUCCAACCCCAACCUAACCCCCGCCGCUACCGUGGCUUCCGCCACCACCAGCACCGCUACCGCCGCUCCUCAGAAUGGUGCGAUAUCGGUCCAAGUACUAUCCGUCUCCGCCGCCGCCUCUGCCCCCUCCUCCGACGCUGCCCUAUUCAUUCCCUCCUCUUCCUCCGUCCCUGUCAUGGUCUCCGCGGCCUCCGCUUCCGAGGAUAGAAGGUCCCUUGCCGUCGUCGCGUUCGAUGAUUCCCGCCGGCUCUUCCAGCGGCUUUGGACCGACGAAGAAGAGAUCAAGAUUCUGCAGGGAUUCUUCGAGUUCACAUCCAGGCGCGGCACCACCUUUGCCUCACACCAGUACGACACCGGCCCCUUCUACGAGGAGAUCAAGAAGCAGCUCCAAUUUGAGUUCACGAAGAACCAGCUCAUCGAGAAACUGCGCCGGCUGAAGAAGAAGUACCGGAAUUGCGUCAGUCGAAUGCGGUCCAUGGGGAAAGACUUCGCCUUUAAGAGCGCCCACGAGCGGGCCAUCUAUGACAUCGCUCGGAACAUCUGGAGCGCGAGCGUGAAGAGGGCCCAUGAGAGCGACGAUGAGGACUUGAAUACCCCCAACAACACCAUCCCCAACGAGGUCAUCACAGUUCCCAUCAACGAGGGUUCUCUGAGUUCUAAUAGAAGGAUCUCAAGAUCGAGAAGGCGCUUGAAUAGGAGACUCGCGGAAGAGGCAGCUGCAGCAGCACCAGUUGGAGGAGUCGGAACAGAGAAUUCCACUCCUAUGAUGCAAACGCCUUUAGCUUCAGCAUCUGGGAUGCCAAGCAUCAUCGAGGAGACUGUGAAGAGCUGCCUCUCACCUUUGUUUAAGGAGCUGAUAAAUUCUGCUAUUGGAGGGCCUCUUUGUCCAGGACCCAGUGGUGGGACAUCACCAUUCAGCCUGCUGCCCCUGAGCCUUGGGGAUAGUUCUUUGGGGGCCCCAGGGACACCUGUGGAUGACAAAUGGAGAAAGCAGCAGAUUCUGGAAAUGGAGGUUUACUUGAAACGGAUAGAUCUUGUAAGGGACCACAUCAAGGCGACCUUGGAGGAACUCAAGUCUUCAGGGAACUGAUUAGAGGUUCUGCCAGAAAGCUUGCAACUCUUAGUGCUGGAUCCUGUGCUUUGAUUUGUGAUUCUUGUUUCCUUGGACAGUGUUAGCUAUACUGGACUUCAAUGGACUAUGUUUUCGCCUUCUUAUAGUCCCUAAUUAGUCUUAGUUAACUUUGAUCA